GUUCAUCCAUGAGAAAAGACACGGACGAAGAAAAUGAGGCUGAGAUUGAACGAAUCAGAGAGGCCAGCUGAUAUCUCCUCCUCCAAAAUUCCGUUUCUCAAAACAAAAACCAGUCCACGCUUUUGAUUUCUGAAUUCCAAAAACACUCGUCUCGAAAACAGUUUUCAAAUGGCGGCAGCAGCUUCGUUGCUCCAACCCAACCCAUUGAAAUGGAAGCAGCACAAUCUACUCCCCCGUCUCCGCCCCCUCCCCACAAACCCAAUCAAAUUCAAAAACUUCAAUUUCCAAAUCCAAAAAAUCCCCUGCAAAUUCAAAGUUCAAUGCUUUAAGCAGUUAUCCGACUCAAAAUCCCAGUCCCUUGUCGUCGAAGAAAACCCAGCAAACCCAAUUGGGAUUAUCGCCGGAAAGCUGUUGGAAGCUAUGAAGGCGUUGAGAAAGCCGGCAAUGGUCGCCGUGUUGUUGGGUCUGCUGCUGAUGUCCGACCCCAAUUCGGCAUUGGCCGCCUCGGGCGGUCGGGUCGGGGGAAGCUCGUUUUCUUCGCGCUCGUCGUCUUCCUCUUCGUCCUCGAGGAGUUACUCGGUGCCGAGGACUCCGGGCUCAAGGCCCGGUUUUUCGUACUCCGCGCCGUACUACGCGCCUUCGCCUUUCGGGUUCGGUGGCGGGGGUGGUGGAUUUUACGUGGGGCCGGCAUUUGGGUUCGGAGUUGGAGCCGGGUCGAGCUUCUUCCUGAUCUUGACGGGUUUUGCGGCGUUUGUUUUGGUUUCCGGGUUCCUUUCGGAUCGGUCUGAGGGAAGUGUGCUUACUGCUACUGAGAAAACAAGCGUUCUCAAGCUUCAGGUUGGUUUGUUGGGCAUGGGACGAACGCUCCAAAGGGAUCUUAAUCGGAUUGCUGAAACUGCUGAUACUUCUACCCCUGAUGGUUUGGGCUAUGUUUUGACAGAGACAACACUAGCUUUGCUACGACAUCCAGAUUAUUGCAUCUCCGGUCAUUCAUCUGCUGCUCUAAAGCGAGGCAUAGAGGAUGCAGAGAAACGCUUUAAUCAGCUUUCUAUCGAAGAGAGGGGUAAAUUUGACGAAGAGACACUUGUCAAUGUGAACAACAUAAGAAAGCAAAGCUCAACGAGCCGGAGUGCUAAUGGAUUCCGCAACGAAUAUAUAGUGAUAACAAUAUUGGUGGCUGCUGAAGGAGUGCAUAAGUUGCCUGCCAUCAAUGGCAGUGGUGACUUGAAGGAAGCAUUGCAAAAGCUUGGAUCCAUUCCCUCGAACAAAAUAAUGGCAGUAGAGGUCUUGUGGACUCCUCAGAAUGAAACUGACACUCUGUCUGAGCGGGAACUACUUGAAGACUACCCGCUUUUGAGGCCUUUAUGAGAGGACAUUCGGGCAACCCUGCACUAUCCUGCAAGAGGUACAACUGAACUGCAUAUUGAGUCAUUGAUGAAGGGCCAUUUCAUUGGGGGAUAUCCGCGAUGUACAGAAAUUAUACAUGUCUAAGAGUGUCUUUUUGUGUACUUUUAUACUGAGGUUUCUAUAUUUAGAAUAGAGUUUCUUCGUGUUAAUUACAAUCAUUUUCGUAAUAGAGGUGUACUUUGGUAAAUGUAAUGUAACAAAAGCUAGAAUUUGACUACAUACCUUCCCAAGAUAUAGUAUAUAGUUCAUGUUUGUUGUAGUAAUGAAGACUAGUAAGCUUUUAAUUGCAA
Molecule: messenger RNA, 1697 nt
Organism: Malus domestica (apple)
Lineage: Eukaryota; Viridiplantae; Streptophyta; Magnoliopsida; Rosales; Rosaceae
Product: FLUCTUATING-LIGHT-ACCLIMATION protein 1, chloroplastic
Cellular component (GO): chloroplast
Source: RefSeq, a predicted model, not a curated record